This is a messenger RNA of Prunus persica (peach), 2023 nucleotides long. RefSeq names its product GDSL esterase/lipase At2g27360. The record is from RefSeq and is a predicted model, not a curated record. Lineage: Eukaryota; Viridiplantae; Streptophyta; Magnoliopsida; Rosales; Rosaceae. Gene Ontology annotation, biological process: lipid metabolic process. Bases 684 to 1826 code for a protein of 380 amino acids. The transcript is spliced from 6 exons. Gene Ontology annotation, molecular function: lipase activity.
UAUUGUUUAGCCAUCAUGUUCUACCGCCAUAGUCUAGCAACAUGAGUGUUCUUGCUCUAGAGAGUUCUUCUAACUUCAAUUCUCUGUCUAGCCAACAUGCUGAGUUUCUGGAACCAAUUGUUACAAGUCUACAAAGUCGAUCUGUUUUACUGUGGGACAAACACUAGAUUAGGCAUAUUUGAAGUGUUAAAGAUGCAGAGUUUCCAAAUGCUGAAGCGGAACACACGAUAAAACUUUUCGAUUCAUGUCAUUGCAAUUUGCAGGAAUAUCGGGGGAACUCCAAGAACAUGCUGUGGAGGAGGAGGGCCAUACAAUUACAAUUCUGCACAGGCAAGUGCCUGUCACGGCCCUUCACAAUUUAUCAAUUGGGAUGCUAUACGCUUCACUGAGGCAGCAUAUAGGUGGAUGACCAAUGAUUUGUUAAAAGGAAAAUACACCAUUCCCCAAAUAGGCACCUUGUGUGUUUCAGAAGUGUGACCUCUGUUAUUCCAACAACUACCAACCGGUCUGCACAAAUAACAAAGAUUUCCAGUGUGUAGGUAGAUUCUGCUUAUGGCGCACAUUUAGUGGUGUCCACGGUACCUAACACUCUAAAAAGAAGUAGUUCGACUUUAGUUCAAGUAUUUUGGAUGUGUAUAUAAUUUAACACACACACACAUACACAUCAUAUCAGAGAGAGAGAGAUGAGUUCAAUGGGGUGGUCUUUUCAGGCAUAUUUGAUGAACCUCAUCCUCAUAUCAGUUAUCAUCAACCCUCUUGUGCUUGGUUGCUACAAUUCAAUCAUCGGCUUUGGAGAUUCAAUUACUGAUACAGGCAACUUAUACAACAGCGAUCCUAACAGAUCUCUCAACUUCUUCCACCCGCCAUAUGGAGAGACCUACUUUCAUCAUCCCACGGGACGAUGCUCGGAUGGUCGUUUGGUCAUAGACUUCAUUGCUGAGUUUCUGGGACUUCCACUAGUACCACCUUAUCUUGAAAGCCAGAGCAGUAAUCAAAGUGUCCAGAACUUUGAAGCGGGUGUGAAUUUUGCAGUAGCAGGAGCCACGGCGUUAGAUGCUGCCUUUCUUGAAGAAAUGGGGGAUUCUGUUUCAUGUACCAACGACUCUCUAAGCAUUCAACUGGAGUGGUUCAAACAAAUGCUGCCAUCUCUAUGCAACACAUCUUCAGACUGCAACAAAGUCCUUUCAACUUCUCUAAUUCUAAUGGGAGAGAUUGGAGGCAACGAUUACAACGAUGCAUUGCUUGCAGGAAAAAGUAUAGAAAAGGUUCAAGCGUAUGUACCAUUAGUGAUAGAAACAAUUGCUUCAACCAUCAAUGAGUUAAUCGAGCUCGGGGCGGCAACACUUUUGGUACCAGGCAACUUUCCAAUUGGUUGCCUUCCUGCUUAUCUAACAAAAUAUGAGAGUUCAGAUAAGAACCAAUAUGACCCUUCAACUGGCUGUCUAAACUGGUUAAACAAGUUUUCUGGGUAUCACAAUGAUCAGCUUCAGAUAGCACUAAGUCGGAUUCGAAGGCUUCAUCCUCAGGUCACUAUCAUUUAUGCAGAUUAUUACAAUGCCAUGCUGCAAUUAUAUCAGUCUCCGGACCAAUUUGGAUUUAUUGGGGAGACUAGCAAAGCAUGCUGUGGAGGAGGAGGGCCAUACAACUACAACGCAUCCGCACUAUGCGGGGAUGCAGGGGCAAGUGCUUGUGAGAACCCUGCACAGUUUAUCAGCUGGGAUGGCCUGCACUCCACUGAAGCAGCACACAGGUGGAUAACCAAGGCUAUAUUACAAGGAAAUUACACCGUUCCACGCGUUUCCACUUUGUGUGAUUCACCAGUGUGACUGAGACAGACACCAAUAGCUAACUACUCAAAAAAAAUUAUUUAGAGCAUCCACAAUAAUGCUCCUUAUCUUCCUAGUUAAAAUUUAGUUAAAAACACUAAAAAACUACUCUAGGAGCUCCUUAUAAAAUUUCAACUCCAACAAUCCUCUCUAGGGGAAUCAUAAAUGAUUUAUAUCUUUUUUUAGUUUAGCAUAAA